This is a messenger RNA of Boeremia exigua, 2570 nucleotides long. RefSeq names its product acyl transferase/acyl hydrolase/lysophospholipase. The transcript has a single exon. Lineage: Eukaryota; Fungi; Ascomycota; Dothideomycetes; Pleosporales; Didymellaceae. Gene Ontology annotation, molecular function: triacylglycerol lipase activity. The coding region runs from base 63 to 2570 and encodes 835 amino acids. Gene Ontology annotation, biological process: lipid metabolic process. The record is from RefSeq and is a predicted model, not a curated record.
CAUGCACCGCACCCCAAUCGCCGGCCCCGCAGGCAAUUGCAGACGAUGCAGUGAAGCGCACCAUGGCCGACGUGAAGAAAGAUACCGACGGGCCGGACCCGUUCUCGCCGUCGGCGUUCGACCUGGCCCAGCUGCCCGACCACGACAACGACUUCGUCAACGAGGACGACUUUAUACAGUUCGCCCGCGCCCUCGCCGCCCCCGAGACGUCGCCCUCCACCGAGGACCUGACCGCCCCGCCCGACACCCCGCACCACUUCACCGCCCAGAAUGACUGGCGGCCCGUCCACCAGCGCGUGCGCCGGCGCAAGAAGAGCAAGGCCGCCCCGCGCCGCGGCAAGGACGAGACCCGCGAGGGCUUCGUCUACGUGCUGCUCAAGUGGCCGCUGCUGGUCUUCGUGCUGGGCUGGCUGCUGUUCCUGAGCGUCGCCUACGUGCUGACCCGCCUGUACAUCUACCUGUACGAGCACUGGGUCACCUGGCGCGGCACCCGCAACCGCCUGCGCCAGCAGCUGCAGACCGCCACCACCUACGAGGCCUGGGUGCGCAGCGCCAAGGAGCUCGACGCCUACCUGGGCAGCGACCUGUGGAAGGAGACGCCCGAAUAUGCCUACUACGACAGCAAGACGGUCAAGCGCGUGCACGACCAGAUGGCGAAGCUGCGCCAGCGCGCCGAGUCCGACGAGAACGGCAACACAGACGCGAAGACCAUCGAGGGCAAGAGCCGCGCCGUUGAAGACCUGCGGGCUCUGGUCGAGGCCUGCAUGAAGAACAACUUUGUCGGCUUUGAGAACCCGCGCCUGUACAGCGAGACCUACUACGGCACCAAGAACCUCGUGCAGGCCUUUGUCGACGAGGCUGCCACUUCCAUGGAGUUCCUCCUGCAGACCAAGCAGCUCGACGCCGAGAACAAGCGCGCGCUGUUCAAGCACCUGGGCAGCAACUUCGGCCGGACCGCGCUGUGCUUGAGUGGAGGCGCCACCUUCGCCUACUACCAUUACGGUGUCGCAAAGGCACUGCUGGACGCCAACCUGCUCCCGGAGGUCAUCACCGGUACAUCUGGAGGAGCUUUGGUUGCAGCGCUGCUGGGCACACGCACGGAUGAAGAGCUCAAGAAACUCCUCGUUCCAGCACUCGCCCACCGCAUCAAAGCAUCUCAGGACAGUAUGCUGACCUGGAUGAAGCGGUGGUACAAGACCGGCGCCCGUUUUGAUGCCGUUCAGUGGGGCAAGGGGUGCUGCUGGAUGACCAGAGGCAGCAUGACUUUCAAAGAAGCCUACCUGCGGACUGGUCGCAUCCUGAACGUGUCCUGCGUGCCGUCCGAUCCACACUCGCCCACCAUUCUCGCCAACUACAUCACCGCGCCCGACUGCGUCAUCUGGUCGGCAGUCUUAGCAUCUGCCGCCGUGCCCGGCAUUCUCAAUCCAGUCGUGCUCAUGAAGAAAGACAAGGACGGCAGCCUCUCCCCUUAUUCGUUCGGCCACAAAUGGAAGGACGGGUCGCUGAGAACCGACAUCCCCCUCAAGGCACUGAACCUCCACUUCAACGUCCGCUACUCCAUCGUCUCGCAGGUCAACCCGCACAUCAACAUCUUCUUCUUCUCGUCCCGCGGCUCCGUCGGCACCCCCGUAACGCACCGCCGCGGCCGCGGCUGGCGCGGCGGCUUCAUCGGCUCCGCAAUCGAGCAGUACCUCAAGCUCGACCUCAACAAAUGGCUCAAAGUCCUGCGCCAUCUCGAGCUCCUCCCGCGCCCACUCGGCCAGGACUGGAGCGAAAUCUGGCUGCAGCGCUUCAGCGGCACCAUCACCAUCUGGCCGAAAUCCAUCCCCAGCGACUUCAUCUACAUCCUCUCCGACCCGACCCCGCAGCGCCUCGCCCGCAUGAUCCACGUCGGCCAGCAGUCCUGCUUCCCCAAGCUGCAGUUCAUCGCCAACCGCGCCAAGCUCGAGGCCCACAUCCACAACGGCCGCCGCAUGUACCGCCCGCGCCCGGGCCCCGGCGCGGACCUGCGCCCCUCGCUCUCCGACGACGACCUCACCGGCCUCCUGGCCGCCGCCACGUCCGCGGAUAACCCGGACCCACACGCAACGUACCCCGACCCCGACCCCUCCGACUCCGACUCUGACUCCGACCCGGAUCGCUCCGCCCUGCCCUUCCCGUUCGCCCGCCCGCGCCCGCGCCCGCUGGACACAGAUCCGCGCCUCUCCCCCGCCCCGCACGCGCCAGACUCGCCCUCCUUGUCCCAGCGCCUGUCUGGCUGGUGGUCCACGAUGAGCCCGCCCGCGCGGUCGCCCGAGCGCGGAGCGCGGCUGCGUCGCGGGCCGCGUGUGAGAGCUGCAGCGGGCGUCGAUGAGCUGGGCCGGCCGCGGUCGAUGUUCGAGCUUGGUGCUGGGGGGGUUGGUGCUAGCGCUAGUGAAGAUAGUGAGGGGGAUUUCGGGGACGGCGAUAUUGAGCAGUUGAGGCGGGAGGCGGGGAGGCGGAGAGAUGGUGGGGAGGCGGUGUUUGGCGGCGCGUUGGGGGAGGGGGAUUGGGGGGAUGUUGAGAGCGGGGAUGAGGCAGUCGAGACGUAG